AUGUUCUGGGAUGAACGUACCGCGGUGGAAAGGCUCUCGGUGCUGGAGUCUCAGAAAUACAGGAUGCAACGAUGGCGAAUGUCUCCACAACAAAGAGCCCAAUACCUUUCCUUGCGCGGAGAGCACCCGGAGACGCAAUGGCACCCAGAUGAUGUUACGAAAUGGGAACGGUACGUUUUAGGAGGUCAAUGGAUGCAACCGUGGGCUGCCCGAGUCUGGGGCUGGCGCAGCUCGGACCGAGUGGCCCUAGGGGCUGUGAUAUGGAACCUUAAGGCACCGGUGGUGUCAAAGCGGAAGCUAGACGAGACGGUUGUAUAUUGGGAGCUUGUACCUCUAUUGGUGACGCAUCUCGCGUCGAUUUCAAGCGUCCAAGCCAUUCUGCAGCGCAAACGGAGCACACCCGAUAGAACUCCGUCUCAAAAGGCGAGCACAGACAGGACGGCCAAAAACGCAACAGGAUCUCUAGCCUACACCACCGCUGCGUGA
Coccidioides immitis RS is the source of this 486-nucleotide messenger RNA. RefSeq lists its product as uncharacterized. The transcript has 2 exons. Lineage: Eukaryota; Fungi; Ascomycota; Eurotiomycetes; Onygenales; Onygenaceae. Bases 1 to 486 code for a protein of 161 amino acids. The record is from RefSeq and is a predicted model, not a curated record.